Messenger RNA from Morus notabilis, 1314 nucleotides. RefSeq names its product basic 7S globulin-like. The record is from RefSeq and is a predicted model, not a curated record. The transcript has a single exon. NCBI's taxonomy places the organism in Eukaryota, Viridiplantae, Streptophyta, Magnoliopsida, Rosales, Moraceae. Bases 1 to 1314 code for a protein of 437 amino acids. Gene Ontology annotation, biological process: proteolysis. Gene Ontology annotation, molecular function: aspartic-type endopeptidase activity.
AUGGCUUCUUCUUCUUUGUAUUUUCUUCUCUUUUGCUCUCUACUUCUCUUCCCCAUUUCCAUAGCCCAAUCUUCAUUCCGUACCAAAAAAUUGCUCCUACGCGUCACCAAAGACCCCUCCACCCUCCAAUACAUCACCCACAUUGCCCAAGGGACACCUCACGUCCCCGUCAAGCUAACCCUAGAUCUCAGCGGCAAACUCCUCUGGGUCGACUGCGAAAACGGCUUCAACUCCUCAACCAAAAAGCACGUCCCUUGCAACUCGGCUCGAUGCCGCCUCACAGGCAAGUUCACGGCUUGCACUACGUACCCUAACAUAGAAGGCAGCACGUGUUCGGAGACUCCGGUGAAUACGGUAGUCGGAAAGGCGGCGAGCGGUGAUUUCGUACAAGACAUCGUCUCCGUACAAUCCACCGACCGGACGAACCCAGGAAGACUUGUUUCCGUGCCAAAGUUCCUCUUCACUUGUGCCCCCACCUUCCUCUUAGAAGGCCUGGCUAAUGGCGUUAAGGGAAUGGCUGGCCUCGGAAGGGUUAAAGUUUCUCUCCCUCUUCAGUUUUCUGCGGCUUUUAGCUUUCCCAAGAAGUUCGCCCUCUGCUUGAGCUCUUCAACUACUUCUGACGGUGUCGUACUCUUCGGUAACGGGCCUUACGUCUUGAAUCCUAAAAUUGACGUCUCUAAGUCAUUGAUUUACACUCCGCUCGUUCCGGUGACAGAAAUAGGCAGUCUCACAGGUGAGAUUUCGUCCGAGUAUUUCAUCGGAGUGACGUCGAUUAAGAUCAACGACAAACCGGUCGCGUUGAACAAGACAUUGUUGUCCGUUGAUAGAGAACGACAUGGCGGAACAAAGAUCAGCACCGUUCAUCCCUACACUGUGUUGGAAACAUCCAUAUACAAUGCCGUAGUUGAUGCGUUUGUUAAAGAGCUCGGUAAUGGCGUUACGAGAGUUGCGGUGGUAUCGCCUUUCGGCGCAUGCUUUAGCUCGAAGAAUAUCGGUCACACGAGGGCUGGCCCGGCUGUGCCUCCGAUUGACCUUGUGUUGGAGAAUGAGAAAGUGGUGUGGAGGAUUCUUGGAGCCAACUCCAUGGUUAGGGUUAGUGAGGAUGUUUUGUGCCUCGGAUUCGUCGAUGGCGGUCCGAUUCACUUCGUUGAUUGGGGAGUGAAGUUCACAAGGAUGGCCAUUGUGAUUGGAGGGCAUCAGCUUGAAGACAAUCUUUUGCAAUUUGAUUUGGCAGCUUCAAGGCUUGGAUUCAGUUCCUCUCUUCUCUUGAGGCAAACAAGUUGCGCCAACUUCAACGUCACAUCUAUUGCUUGA